AUGUGCGCGUGGGGAGUUGCGCACGCGGCUGAUGAUCGGAUCGGGCUGUGAUUGGUCGAAGGCGAGGUUACUCUACAGCCUGCAAAGAGUUUAAAUUGCAGCAGGGGAGCAGGAUGCGAUCAGAACCGAACCGAACCGAGUCGGACAAGAGAAUCAGAAACAAAGAGAGGAGCGAGGAGAGAUGACUAUGAGGCAACUUUUCCUGCUGUGUUUGUUGGGGAUUCUUGGAUGUUUGAGCGCAACAGAUGCCAGUUUUUUUGGACGUUGGAGAGACGACACUGCAUUGCGAAAGGUGCGAGGCAUCCAAAGCGAUGAUCUGAGUAACGUGCUGUGGAAAGACCAGAAUGAGGAGCAAGUCCAGAAUAUUUUCAAAAGAUUCCUGUUCCAUUACUCCAAAGCGCGGAACUCUGUUGGAGCCGUUCAACAAGAGUCCCAUUCAGUUCACCCUUUGAUGCGACUUCCACCUAAACUAUCCCAGAGGAGAAAGAAGAAGGUGUUACUUCUGAAAAUCCGAGACCUGCCAGAGGGGACGUUAUAGAAGGAGCAUCUGUGAAACUGAGGAAGUCCCACACGUUGGGGAGGAGGAGCAGCUUGCAGCUCCGGCUUGGAUGAAGCGUCUACCAUUUGAGCGACAGGCUGCAUUUCGGGCUCCAGAAGGAAACCUUUUUUUUUUUUUCUUAAACAGGAAAUAAUAACUUGUAAAGAUUAAAACAAAAACAAAAAAAACUGGGCCGCGACGACAGGUUAAGUGUCUCGAUGCUUCCAACCGUUGACGACUGAAUUUCACCGAGUUGGUCUCAGAAAUAAGAUAUAAACACUUUGAAAAUCUCA
This is a messenger RNA of Cyprinodon tularosa, 831 nucleotides long. It is a transcript of the gene nms, whose product is annotated as neuromedin S. The transcript has 7 exons. The record is from RefSeq and is a predicted model, not a curated record. Lineage: Eukaryota; Metazoa; Chordata; Actinopteri; Cyprinodontiformes; Cyprinodontidae. The coding region runs from base 182 to 538 and encodes 118 amino acids.